AGCAUUUUGCGUCUGCUUCUAAAAAUGGCCGCUGCCAAGUUCACCGCAUGUGUUGUGCGCAGCAGGGCAGUUUAGUUCUUCUGCUAUAGCUUUGUUGAGGAAUACAGGGUGAUUUAACUUUUACGACAAGUUAUGUACAGCUAGUACACCUUUCACCAUAUUCAUUUUACAGCAGCCACCAUCAUGAGUCGCGUCGUGAAGAUCUUCAAGACUUUGCGAAAUCACUGGAAAAAGUCCACUUUCGCCGCUUGUUUGUUGACUUACGGAGGAUGGUACCUCAACGAAAGGCACAAGACCACCCUCAUGAUGAGAGCUCUUUGCCUGCGGGCUAAGGCCUACGGUGACGAGCCUCUUCCUUCAGGAGCCAAGCCCAGACACGUCACUGUUAUCCUCAAUCCGACGUCCAAGGAUGGGAAAGGAAAAAUUCUUUAUGAAAAGUAUGCUGCCCCACUCUUUCAUCUUGCUGGCAUCCGCGUCAGCUUCUUCCAGACUGAGUAUGAGGGCCAAGCCAAAAGUUUGAUGGAAGUGCUGGACAACACUGAUGCUGUGGUCAUAGCCGGAGGAGAUGGCACGUUACAUGAGGCCAUCACUGGUCUUAUGUCACGGGAUGACUUUGCAAUGGCAUGCAAGCGAUUUCCAGUGGGUGUCAUCCCAGCAGGCAAAACCAACUCACUUGCCAAGCUUUUGUUCUGGGAGCCAGGCAUCACCGAAGCCAGGUGGAUUGCACUGUCUGCAAUGGCUGUCGUCUCAGAACAGCUCUCUAAGAUGGACGUCAUAAAAGCCGAGCUUCAAAGUGAAGAAGGUGAGGAAAAGGAAGUGAAGACUGUGUACUCUCUUGGCCAACUGGAACAGGGCGUAUACCACAGCCUGCUCACUACGAUACCAAAGUAUUGGUACCUUGGUCCGCUGAAGGCAAGAGCUGCACUGUUCUUCGGAGCCCUCAAGGUAUAGUAUCUUGGUGCAGUA
This is a messenger RNA of Dermacentor silvarum, 966 nucleotides long. RefSeq names its product acylglycerol kinase, mitochondrial-like. The coding region runs from base 184 to 951 and encodes 255 amino acids. NCBI's taxonomy places the organism in Eukaryota, Metazoa, Arthropoda, Arachnida, Ixodida, Ixodidae. The transcript has 10 exons. Gene Ontology annotation, biological process: ceramide biosynthetic process; protein insertion into mitochondrial inner membrane. Gene Ontology annotation, cellular component: mitochondrion; TIM22 mitochondrial import inner membrane insertion complex. Gene Ontology annotation, molecular function: ATP-dependent diacylglycerol kinase activity; acylglycerol kinase activity; ceramide kinase activity. The record is from RefSeq and is a predicted model, not a curated record.